GCUGCCGGGAGCCCUCUGGCUCCUCAUUCAUUUCCACCGGCUUGGGUUCGUCUUGUUUCAGCUGCAGCCUCCGUCUCAGCCACCGCCCCCGCACGGCCUCGCGACCGCCGAAGCCACCUUUCCCCCUUCCCCCGCGACUUCCCGCUUCUCCUCGGUUGCUUCCCUCCAACCGCAACCAUUGACGCCAUGUCUGGAUACUCGAGUGACAGAGAUCGCGGCCGGGAUCGAGGGUUUGGGGCCCCUAGGUUUGGAGGAAGUAGAGGAGGACCUCUGUCUGGAAAGAAAUUUGGAAACCCUGGGGAGAAACUCAUUAAAAAGAAAUGGAAUCUCGAAGAACUGCCCAAAUUUGAGAAGAAUUUCUAUCAGGAACAUCCUGAUUUGGCUAGACGCACAGCACAAGAGGUUGAAACAUAUCGAAGAAGCAAAGAAAUUACAGUACGAGGUCACAACUGCCCAAAACCAAUUCUAAAUUUCUAUGAAGCAAAUUUUCCUGCAAAUGUUAUGGAUGUAAUUGCAAGGCAGAACUUUACUGAACCUACUGCUAUCCAAGCCCAAGGAUGGCCUGUUGCUCUAAGUGGGUUGGAUAUGGUUGGAGUAGCACAGACUGGAUCAGGGAAAACACUGUCUUAUUUGCUGCCUGCCAUUGUCCACAUAAAUCAUCAGCCAUUCCUAGAGAGAGGCGAUGGGCCUAUUUGUUUGGUGCUGGCGCCAACUCGUGAACUGGCCCAACAGGUACAACAAGUAGCUGCUGAAUACAGUAGAGCAUGUCGUCUAAAAUCCACUUGCAUCUAUGGUGGUGCUCCAAAGGGACCACAAAUAAGGGACUUGGAAAGAGGUGUAGAAAUUUGCAUUGCAACACCUGGAAGACUGAUAGACUUUUUAGAGUGUGGGAAAACUAAUUUGAGAAGAACUACUUACCUUGUGCUUGAUGAAGCAGACAGAAUGCUGGACAUGGGCUUUGAGCCUCAAAUCAGAAAGAUUGUUGAUCAGAUAAGACCUGACAGACAAACCCUAAUGUGGAGUGCAACUUGGCCAAAAGAAGUGAGGCAGCUUGCUGAAGACUUUUUGAAAGAUUAUAUUCACAUCAACAUUGGUGCUCUGGAACUGAGUGCAAAUCACAAUAUUCUUCAGAUUGUGGAUGUGUGUCAUGAUGUAGAAAAGGAUGAGAAACUUAUUCGAUUGAUGGAGGAGAUCAUGAGCGAAAAGGAAAAUAAAACUAUUGUUUUUGUGGAAACCAAAAGAAGAUGUGAUGAACUUACCAGAAAAAUGAGGAGAGAUGGGUGGCCUGCAAUGGGUAUCCAUGGUGACAAGAGUCAACAGGAGCGAGACUGGGUUCUAAAUGAAUUCAAACAUGGAAAAGCUCCUAUCCUGAUUGCCACAGAUGUUGCAUCUAGAGGGCUAGAUGUGGAAGAUGUGAAAUUUGUCAUCAAUUAUGACUACCCUAACUCUUCAGAGGAUUAUAUCCACCGAAUUGGACGUACUGCCCGUAGUACCAAAACAGGCACAGCAUAUACUUUCUUUACACCUAAUAACAUAAAACAAGUAAGCGACCUCAUCUCUGUGCUUCGGGAGGCUAAUCAAGCAAUCAAUCCUAAAUUGCUUCAGUUAAUUGAAGACAGAGGUUCAGGUCGUUCCAGGGGUAGAGGAGGCAUGAAGGAUGAUCGACGUGACAGAUAUUCUGCGGGCAAAAGGGGUGGAUUUAAUACCUUUAGGGACAGGGAAAAUUAUGACAGAGGUUAUUCUAGUCUGCUUAAGAGAGAUUUUGGGGCAAAAACCCAGAAUGGUGUCUACAGUGCUGCAAGUUACACCAAUGGGAGCUUUGGAAGUAAUUUUGUGUCUGCUGGUAUACAGACUAGUUUUAGGACUGGUAAUCCAACAGGGACUUACCAGAAUGGUUAUGACAGUACACAGCAAUAUGGAAAUAAUGUCCCAAAUAUGCACAAUGGCAUGAACCAACAGGCAUAUGCAUAUCCUGCUACUGCAGCUGCACCUAUGAUAGGUUAUCCAAUGCCAACAGGAUAUUCUCAAUAAGACUUUAGAAGUAUAUGUAAAUGUCUCAGUUUUUCAUAAUUGCUCUUUAUAUUGUGUGUUAUCAGACAAGAUAGUUAUUUAAGAAACAUGGGAGAUGCAGAAAUGACUGCAGUGCAGCAGUAAUUAUGGUGCACUUUUUCGCUAUUUAAGUUGGAUAUUUCUCUACAUUCCUGAAACAAUUUUUAGGUUUUUUUUUGUACUAGAAAAUGCAGGCAGUGUUUUCACUAAAGUAAAUGUACAGUGAUUUGAAAUACAGUAAAUGAAGGCAAUGCAUGGCCUUCCAAUAAAGAUAUUUGAAGACUGA
Dromiciops gliroides (monito del monte) is the source of this 2335-nucleotide messenger RNA. It is a transcript of the gene DDX5, whose product is annotated as DEAD-box helicase 5. Gene Ontology annotation, molecular function: RNA binding; RNA helicase activity; ATP binding. The transcript has 13 exons. The coding region runs from base 187 to 2031 and encodes 614 amino acids. Gene Ontology annotation, cellular component: cytoplasm; nucleus; ribonucleoprotein complex. Gene Ontology annotation, biological process: alternative mRNA splicing, via spliceosome. The record is from RefSeq and is a predicted model, not a curated record. NCBI's taxonomy places the organism in Eukaryota, Metazoa, Chordata, Mammalia, Microbiotheria, Microbiotheriidae.